CGGGCUGAUUCAUUCCGGGCUGGGGCUGCAAGCGCCGACGUCUGCUCCUGCGAAGGGCUCAGCCUAGCUACUGAUUGGCUGGUGCCAGUCGCCCUCCCCCGCGCGCCACCCCUGGGUUGUCUCCCGGUCCGCAGUAGAAAACUGCCGUCUCCCUUCUUGACCCCUGCCUAGCUCUUCUCUCCUCCCAACGUUCUCUCCAGUCACCGUCGCUUCAGGUGCCGCCGCUCCUUUUGGAGCUCCCGGCUCGGGGAUGGGGUCUCGGGCCUCCACGUUACUGCGGGACGAAGAGCUUGAGGAGAUCAAGAAGGAGACUGGCUUUUCCCACAGUCAGAUUACCCGCCUCUACAGCCGGUUCACCAGUCUGGACAAAGGAGAGAAUGGGACUCUCAGCCGGGAAGAUUUUCAGCGGAUUCCAGAACUUGCCAUCAACCCAUUGGGGGACCGGAUCAUCAAUGCCUUUUUUCCAGAGGGAGAGGACCAGGUAAACUUCCGUGGAUUCAUGAGAACUUUGGCUCAUUUCCGACCCGUUGAGGAUAAUGAAAAAAGCAAAGAUGUGAAUGGACCAGAACCACUCAACAGCCGAAGCAACAAACUGCACUUUGCUUUUCGACUAUAUGAUUUGGAUAAAGAUGACAAGAUCUCCCGUGAUGAGCUGUUACAGGUGCUACGCAUGAUGGUUGGAGUGAACAUCUCUGAUGAGCAGCUGGGCAGCAUUGCAGACAGGACCAUCCAGGAGGCCGAUCAGGAUGGGGACAGCGCCAUAUCUUUCACAGAAUUUGUUAAGGUUUUGGAGAAGGUGGACGUAGAACAGAAAAUGAGCAUCCGAUUUCUUCACUGAAGGACUGAGACCAAACUCUUCCUUGCUUUCUAGUAUUUAAGAACUGGAACUUGAGAGUCCUGUCCACCAGCCCCACCUCCAUCCCAGUGUCCCCCUUCUCCCAAAGUACUACUGCUGUUGCAUGACAACCCCAGAUAUGUUCUGUCAACACAAACCUGCCUUUGGUGUAAACAGGGCAUUACAGAAUGGUACACUCAGUCUAUUUCUUUUCAGUAUCCAUUCACUGGUUCUCCGUUUAUCAAUAUUAUCUUCUCCUGUCCUGCUACUGAAUGCCACACACCCAUUCAGUGUGAGAAAGUGAGAGAGAGAAUCAUGCCAAGAACCAGCCAGCCAAGCUCUUUCACUGGAUGGAGACUGUAGCCAUGCUGCCUUCCCUCCAGCCAGGCUUCAGCAUGCUUCUUCAACCUUUUUAAUAUGUCCUUUGCUUCCUAUUUCUCUGUCACCAGCAUGCCAAUCACUUUGUCUUUCGAUCUCUUUCUUUCUAUUAAGCCUCAAAAUCCCCCUCUGCUCUACUGGUACCCCAAGCUAUGCCUAUUAAAUGUAUUUCUGACUUGGCAGGAUAGUUCAGUGGUCUGGCAGUUUUUAUCUACCUUCACGCUUAGAUGGGGCUCUGGGAUGUUGCCUUUCCAGGAGCUUUUCGGUAACCAGCGCUUCUCUCAGAAGAAUGUGACUGUCUCUUGGUCCCCUGCACUCUGCUCUAUCAUCUAAGGGCUGCUAGACGGAGAUGUUCUUGAAAGAUGGUGGCCCUGAGGGUGUGGAGCCAAGUGUUUUAGUGGCUUGCCCAGGUCACCCUACCUCUGGCCUCUGAUUCUCAACAUACGUUCCUCCAUGGCUACUCUUCUUAGUGCAGUGCUGGUGCUUCAGAAAAUGGCCAAAUGCCUAGAGAUUUGCUUAGUUUGGGGGCACCUUCACCACCAGGAUGGCUGCUCUAACAGUAUGCUUGAAGACUUUCUCAUGGCUUUUUCAACAAGGAGGCUGGGCAACCUGCAAAGCCUCCUGUAGUCACACCUCUGCAGCAUGGUUUAUGCCUCAGUGUUAUGUGCACUGGAAUGUUUUUCACUUCACUUUUCCAAGUAGAAAGAUUAGUGUUACAGAAGUGCCUAACCUAUCCCAGUCCAAGAGAUUUAAAGAUUGUCCUUGGUGUCUUCAAGUUUUGCACAAAAUUCUCUAUGAAUUUUACCCUUAGAAAAUGAUUAUGCUGGAAGCCGUAGUCAGCGCCUAAUACAGGUCCACAGCAUUGAAUGUAUUAUAACAUUAGCUACCUGGUUACAUUGGCUUCCUAGCUCCUUGUGUAGACCCCUCCUAAUCCCUUAGAACAAGGGGUCUGCCAUUGGUGGCACAACCUGAGUGGCAUUAUAGGCCUUUGAGCAUGACAGAGCAAUUUCUCUGCCAAAGUCAGCUAAGUUUAGACUUCAUCCUAAUGUCUCCGUGAGAGUCUAUUCAUUCAUAUAUCUGGCCUUGGCUGACUUUCUCUGACUUGUUGCUUGCUUCUUUGCUUGCUUCCUCAAUUGCUUCCUUGCUAUGGAAGGUUAUCCAAGAUGUGCCCACAAUUUUUUAGGAAGGGAAUUACUACAGAAUACCUCUACAAAGGGAUAGGGAAGAGGUAGGGAACAGCGGAGAGGCCAGGCUAGACAACUCAAGUAUAAAUGAAUGAUGAAUUCUUUAUGAAGUAUCAGUCUUAGUGAUCAUGUGAUAUAAUAUAGGAAUUAUAUAAAAGAGAAGAAUUGUCUGAUACUGAUCUGUUAGAGAGGUACUUCAGAGGCUCCUUGACCUGCAUAUUUAAAGUUCCUAAGAUUAUGGCUUUUUCCCCCUUUUGGCUGUAUAGCAAACUGUUUUAAUCCACGGUUGUGCCUUACUGUUCCAUUAAAAUUGUAUUCUUUGAUCCAUCAAUAAAUACUUACGGUUAAAACAAAA
Choloepus didactylus (southern two-toed sloth) is the source of this 2752-nucleotide messenger RNA. It is a transcript of the gene CHP1, whose product is annotated as calcineurin like EF-hand protein 1. The coding region runs from base 251 to 838 and encodes 195 amino acids. The record is from RefSeq and is a predicted model, not a curated record. NCBI's taxonomy places the organism in Eukaryota, Metazoa, Chordata, Mammalia, Pilosa, Megalonychidae. Gene Ontology annotation, molecular function: calcium ion binding. The transcript is spliced from 7 exons.